Molecule: messenger RNA, 1638 nt
Organism: Notodromas monacha
Lineage: Eukaryota; Metazoa; Arthropoda; Ostracoda; Podocopida; Cyprididae
Source: the annotation of a GenBank genome assembly
AUGCCGAUUUUAUUCUCGGUUGUGGCGUGGGGUCCGUACGUACUUGCCAAAUACGCAUCGUUCGUUGGAAGUGACCGAUCAGAUUUUGCCGUGCAUCGCACCAGACGACUCCAAGCUCACAUACUCUCAUGGCAACUUCCUCAUUCAAUACAUCGCAUAAGAUGGCAUCGUUUACCUUCGGAUCACCGACGACAGCAUUUGCGUUUCAUUGGGAUUGUGAGCGCUCACGUGCUUUCUGUUCCUUGGCGAGAUCAAGAAGCGGUUCAAGUUACAUAUGGGCCUCAGGUGCUCACUACGUUGCCCUUUGCCAUGAAUUCUGAGUUUUCUCGGGUUUCGGUGAACGAAAUGAAACAUUGUUCUGAAUCAAAAGACGCGGACACGAUUUCGAAAUUCUACGGGGAAUUAGAUGAGCUGAAGGAAAUUAUGGUUCAGAACGGCGAUAGUCUCGCACAUAGGGAAGAACGGUUGGAGCUGCCUGUGAACUCUGUUGCCUUAUUAACGACAAGCCGGAAUCUCCGUCAGGCCAUGUGGUGGAAAAGCAUGAAAGUAACCAUCUUCAUCACUCUCCUUGUUGACGUAAAGAAGCUGGAACUUCUUUACUUCGCGUCUCCUUCGUGUCGUGCAGGUGUUAGAUCGAGCAUAAGGCCACAAUGUGGUGUAAUCCACAUUGUGGAUUUAUGGCCCAAGUGUGUUAUGGAAGAGGCUGUUGAAGUUGAAGAAAUUGUAUGGCAGAUUGUCGAGACUACAAGAUAUUUGGAGCUGGAAGCAGAUGAUUCAGAGGAGCUGAUAGAAGAGCAUGCGGAGGAGCUGAUGGAAGAACAUGCAGAGGAGCUUACAAUGGUAGAGCUGAAUGAAUUGAACAAGAGGAAACAGAGAAAGCUAUUUCUUCAGGGGAGGAGGAAGAAAACAACACAAAAGGACCCAUGCCGAAUGCUCCAAUGGAAGAACAUAAGGCCACAAUGUGGUGUAAUCCACAUUGUGGAUUUAUGGCCCAAGUGUGUUAUGGAAGAGGCUGUUGAAGUUGAAGAAAUUGUAUGGCAGAUUGUCGAGACUACAAGAUAUUUGGAGCUGGAAGCAGAUGAUUCAGAGGAGCUGAUAGAAGAGCAUGCGGAGGAGCUGAUGGAAGAACAUGCAGAGGAGCUUACAAUGGUAGAGCUGAAUGAAUUGAACAAGAGGAAACAGAGAAAGCUAUUUCUUCAGGGGAGGAGGAAGAAAACAACACAAAAGGACCCAUGCCAAAUGCUCCCAUGGAAGAAGUUUGUAGAGAUGGGAAAAUUGUAUGGACACUGUCAUGAAAUGGCAUCUGGACAAGACAGAGAUCUUAGUUUCAGUGGAGAUGCUGCCAAAUGUACAAGUAACACUUCAGUUCAAAGAAUAAACGUUACAAAAACGACUGCAUCAACCAGCAAGAAUUCCAAUAAUAACUCAAAUGUGGCGCCGAAUUCUGUAAGGGUGACUGGAACCAAUAAUUCUCUGUCUGUAUCAAUGGGCCAGUCUUCAAGUGCAAUUCUCCCUCUCCUUGCUGGAAAUGGAGUCCCAGAUUCUGCUACAGCAAAGAGUAAUUCAUCUGGUGCUGUUCCUCAAGCAUUGCCAGUUCCAGUUGGCAAUGAAACCAGCGUAGUUGCGGUAGGAAAAUCG